UGAACCAUGGAAAUACCAGCAGGAGACCAUUCAAAUCAUUGCAUCAGUGAACAAAGUUGGAACGAAGACAGGAUUCCCAGGAGUUACAAUGAAGAUCACAGCGUUGCUUCUUAUUGCUUAUGUGGAUCUUGUCUUUGGCUACAUCCCAGAGGAAGAAAAGGACCCAAUGUACUGGAGGAACCAAGCUCAGAAUGUACUGAAACAAGCUCUUAAACUGCAAACCCUAAACACAGCUAUUGCUAAAAAUAUCAUUCUGUUCCUGGGGGAUGGUAUGGGGGUGCCCACUGUCACCGCAGCUCGCAUUCUGAAGGGGCAAUUGGCCAAUCGCACUGGAGAGGAGGGCUUCCUAGAGAUGGAUAAAUACCCACAUGUGGCUCUUUCAAAGACGUACAACACGAACGCCCAGGUGCCGGACAGCGCUGGGACUGCCACAGCGUACCUGUGUGGUGUGAAGGCAAAUGAGGGGACGGUGGGUGUGAGCGCGGCUGCCUUGCGCAAGCAGUGCAACACCACCUUCGGCAACGAGGUCACCUCCAUCCUCAAAUGGGCAAAAGAUUCUGGGAAAUCCACUGGCAUCGUAACAACUACGCGGGUCCAACACGCGACCCCCAGUGCGGCCUACGCUCACUCUGUCAAUCGUGACUGGUACGCAGACUGCGACAUGCCACAGGAGGCUCGUGAUCAGGGCUGUAAGGACAUUGCUCAGCAACUCAUCCUCAACAUUCGCCACAUCGAGGUGAUCAUGGGGGGAGGCAGGAAGUACAUGUUCCCGAAAGGUACCCCCGACGAAGAAUACCCGACCGAGGGGAAGGCCAAUGGGACUCGAUUGGAUGGAAAGAACCUGGUGCAGGAGUGGAAAGACAGUAAACAGGGCAAGAGAGCUGAGUACAUCUGGAACAAGCAGCAGCUCAAGCAGCUGAACUUAUCCAAAGUGGAUUAUUUAAUGGCUCUGUUUGAACACGGGGACAUGCAGUAUGAGCUGGACAGAAACCAGGAAACGGACCCGUCCCUGGAGGAAAUGGUGGAAGUGGCGCUCACCAUCCUGUCCAGAAACCCCAACGGUUUCUUCCUGCUGGUGGAAGGUGGACGGAUCGAUCACGGACACCACGAAGGCAAAGCCAAGAAAGCUUUAUUUGAAGUGGUGGAAUUUGACAAGGCGAUCGGCAAGGCCGGGGUUUUGACCAGUGCGAGGGACACGCUGUCCGUGGUUACGGCUGACCACUCUCAUGUCUUCACCUUCGGGGGCUACACUAACCGAGGCAACAACAUUUUUGGUCUCGCUCCAUUUCUAAGUGACAUCGACCACAAGCCGUUUACUUCCAUCCUGUACGGGAACGGACCUGGCUACAAGCUAGCCAGCGGGGAGCGACGCAACCUGUCGAGUGUUGAUAUCAAUGCCAAGAGCUAUCUGGCCCAGUCGGCUGUGCCCCUGAAGCAGGAGACUCAUGGAGGGGAAGAUGUGGCCAUAUUUGCCAAAGGCCCAAUGGCUCACCUGUUCCACGGGGUGCACGAGCAGAACUACAUUGCCCACGUCAUGGCCUACGCCGCUUGUAUUGGUCAGAACAAGGAGCACUGCAGCUCCUCAACCUGGCCCAGGCCUAGUGCUGCUCCCAGCACUGCAGUGGCCAGCGCCAGCUUAUUACUGCCAUUGCUGCUGUUACUGCUGCUGUCCUGAGCUGAGCUCCGAGUGCUGAGCAAGGCGUUGUGUGGCGGAUUUGUAUUAUCCACUUCAGGAGGUCCUGGUCCUUUCAAUGCAAUGGUUCUGGUCUGUGGAACCGCACAGUGACCUGUCGGGAGAUGGAGUCCUGUGGGCCCAUAACUGUAGCAUAUAAUACACCCUUGGUGAUAGCCUUGCUCCACAAAGCAGUCCCUUUCCCCUUCCCGUCCUCACUCAGCCCCCUCACUCACCCCUUCUAUCCUCAAAACCCAGGCACGAAAGGCCUUGUACAAGACGAUGACUGAAAUACAACCACUAACUAAACCUGAAACAUUCCCUUCCCCCCUCCCCCACCCUCGCCAGGCACAGCAGCCAAGUGAACCCUUCACAGAGCUCCUGAGCCCCAGCAGCAGCUGGACUGCUCCUCUCUCACUUUGUCACAGUCACGUUCCCUGUUAUAUAUAACGGGAACUUCAGGAACUCUUUCCCUGGUAGUGUAAAGGCUCGUAGGAGAGUCCUGAGCUGCUGGUGGGCUGCCACCCAGUCCCGGACAUAUCCCUCCACGUUUAUUCUCUGCGAGUUCCCAACAAACUCCUCAAUUUGCUUUAUUUUCCAAAAAGAAGCCCCAAAGUCCCUAAUGGACCAGAAGCGUUGGCUGGACAGGGCAGAGCGUGAGCGUGAGUGCAAUGUGUCCAUCCUAUUGCAGGGAUGGAGCUACAGUGUGUGUGUGUGUGUGUGUGUGUGAGUGUGGACUCAGCUUGGUUUCAGCCAGGAAGCUGAUUCUUCUGCUGGGCUGUGUUUAUAGAACUGAUUCUGACUCUGCAAACUUUUUAAUUAAAAAUAAUGUUUCUGGGAGGGGGAGGGAU
This is a messenger RNA of Callorhinchus milii (elephant shark), 2523 nucleotides long. It is a transcript of the gene alpl, whose product is annotated as alkaline phosphatase, biomineralization associated. The coding region runs from base 89 to 1675 and encodes 528 amino acids. The record is from RefSeq and is a predicted model, not a curated record. Gene Ontology annotation, cellular component: plasma membrane. NCBI's taxonomy places the organism in Eukaryota, Metazoa, Chordata, Chondrichthyes, Chimaeriformes, Callorhinchidae. Gene Ontology annotation, molecular function: alkaline phosphatase activity. Gene Ontology annotation, biological process: dephosphorylation. The transcript is spliced from 12 exons.